UGAAUUGUAUCGAGUCAUGUCGAUUGUACCUACAGCGAUCAGUAAUAAACCAGUUCCUACUGUGAAUAGACGUUUUACUUGCUCUAAACAUAUCAGUGGCCGACGAGGUAAAUUCUACCCACUUCGAGGAAGAUGAGUGCCUUAUUUGGGAAUCUUGGAGUUUUUGACCAUAAUACCCAAGAUUGGGAAAUAUUUCACGGUCGCAUGCAACAAUUCUUAAUAUUGAAUGCGGCUAAUAUUAAGGAGGAGAGCAAGAGUGCCUUGUUGUUGACACACUUGGGGGAUGAUACCUAUCGCCUAGCGCGUAAUUUAGUACAUCCGCAGGCACUGGAAAAGGCAAGUUACACGGAGCUGGUUACUGCUCUAAACGGUCAUUUCAAGGCAAAAAGAAGUACGUUCGCCGAUAGGGCGAAGUUUUAUGGGGCCAGAAGAUCGCCGGGGGAAAGCGUAGAAGAAUGGUCAGCGCGGUUACGAGGACUAGCCAUUCAUUGCGAUUUCAGCAGUGCGCUAGAGAUGUUGCUAAAAGACAAGUUCGUGCUGGGCAUGAACCCGGGACCCGAACGGGACCGGCUGUUUGAGCAAGACGCGACUACGCUCUCAUUCGCGAAGGCCGUGGAGGUGGCGCAGCAGGCGGCGUGUGCGCGGCACGCCCGCGAGCAGUUACAGGUGAAGCCCGAGCCUGUGUUCCGAGUGACAACACGACCCGCGACAGGCGGCGCGCCGGCACAGGCGUCACGACACCAUGAUACCGCGUUACGUUGUGGAGUAUGUGGAAUGAAAAAUCAUGCUUCCGAUAAGUGUAAAUAUAAAAACUACCGUUGCCGUAUAUGUGGUGUAAAGGGCCAUUUAUCUAAAGUUUGUAAAAAUAAAAAUUCGAUUCGCGUUAACAACAUUGAUGUGACCGCUGAUUCGCCGAUGUCACCACAGUCGUCGCCAGUGGAAGAAGCCGAACCGCACGACUGCGUCGAGUGCCAAAUGUUUAACUUAAGGCUUGAAAAUUAAAAGGGGAGGAUUGGUGUAUAAGUACGUAACCUGUUGUGAAUUGUAUCGAGUCAUGUCGAUUGUACCUACAGCGAUCAGUAAUAAACCAGUUCCUACU
Pectinophora gossypiella (pink bollworm) is the source of this 1099-nucleotide messenger RNA. RefSeq lists its product as uncharacterized. The record is from RefSeq and is a predicted model, not a curated record. Bases 133 to 1002 code for a protein of 289 amino acids. Lineage: Eukaryota; Metazoa; Arthropoda; Insecta; Lepidoptera; Gelechiidae. The transcript is spliced from 2 exons. Gene Ontology annotation, molecular function: nucleic acid binding; zinc ion binding.